GCAACUUGUGAUAUCCUCAUCGGUGCUGACAGCAUUAAAUCUAUGGUGCGGAUGUUCAUGCUUCAGGAGCAGGCUGGACGUGCAGAACAACAUGGUGAGCUUGCGGAAGCGGCGGACCUGCGCAAUCCCGUACAGCCACGGUGGAGCGGCGUCAUCACAAACAAGACGACCGGCGAAUGUCACCGCAGAAACACGACAGAUGGCAGAGACCAUGAGACGGUGACUCAAUACGGCACAUUAGUAGACGAACACGAGCUGAGAUUCCUGCAGCAUAUUGUGGCAUACCCAAUAUCUCACAGGAAAUUCAUUAAUUUCGCUGCCUUUGAUACGGAUCAUACCAAGGAGGAUUCAUUCUACGGCGAAUCGUGGAUACGAGUGAGUAAUUCUCGUGAAAUCGUCGACCUAUUUCGCGACUGGGAACCCGAAGUCAAGCAACUCUGCAUCCGAUCUAGGAAGGUGAACCGAUGGACUAUGAAUGUCGUUAGGACGCUCCCGUCGUACGCUUCAGGUCGUGUUGCUAUCUUGGGAGAUGCCGCUCGUGCGAUGACGUCUAUUCAAGCAGCUGGAGUCGGUCAAGCUAUUGAGGAUGCUUGGAUCCGAUCAGCGCUUCUCUCACACCCGUUGACCACGCUGAACAGCGUGGUACAAGUACUCCAAAUUUAUUCUCGUAUCCGCCUCCCGCUCGCAUCACAAGUCGCCGAGGGCUCCCGCCGCAACAGCAUGUAUUUUUGCACUGAAGGAGUCAGGAGGCGAUAUCUCCGCGGCUAG
Heterobasidion irregulare TC 32-1 is the source of this 768-nucleotide messenger RNA. RefSeq lists its product as uncharacterized. NCBI's taxonomy places the organism in Eukaryota, Fungi, Basidiomycota, Agaricomycetes, Russulales, Bondarzewiaceae. The record is from RefSeq and is a predicted model, not a curated record. Gene Ontology annotation, molecular function: FAD binding. The transcript has 6 exons. Gene Ontology annotation, biological process: secondary metabolite biosynthetic process. The annotation marks the transcript as partial.